Pseudoliparis swirei is the source of this 730-nucleotide messenger RNA. RefSeq names its product alpha-crystallin B chain-like. NCBI's taxonomy places the organism in Eukaryota, Metazoa, Chordata, Actinopteri, Perciformes, Liparidae. Gene Ontology annotation, molecular function: protein folding chaperone. The transcript is spliced from 3 exons. The record is from RefSeq and is a predicted model, not a curated record. Gene Ontology annotation, biological process: protein refolding; response to heat. The coding region runs from base 49 to 570 and encodes 173 amino acids.
ACCAGCACUUUAUACCGAUCGAUUUUACAUCUCCUCUUUAAUCCACUCAUGGAUAUUCCCAUCCAGUAUCCCUGGUACCGUCGGGCCUUCCAACAUCGACUCUCUGACAUCUCCUUGGAAGAACCUCUCACUGAUUGGCCACUGAUCUGGCCCUUCCCCAUGUCCUUCCCCUGGAUGCGUCCUUCUUUCAUGCGCUGGUUGAACUGGGCCGACAAUGGACAGAAUGAGAUGCGCAUUGAAAAGGAUCGCUACGUCAUUUUUCUGGACGCGAAGGACUUCUCACCUGAAGAGCUGUCCGUCAAAGUCAGCGACGACUUCAUCACAAUACACGGCAAACACGAGGGCAGAGAGGCCAGAGAGGUCAGAGAGGUCGGAGAGGACCACCACGGCUUCGUGUCCAGAGAGUUUCUGAGGAAGUACAGACUUCCUGCUGGCGUGUCAGGCGCUGACGUCACAUCCAGUCUGUCAUUCGAUGGCAUCCUUACGAUCGCGGCCCCUCGCUCCCCUCCCGGCUCUGGGCGCUCCAUUCCCAUUUCCUGUGAGGACGGAACACCGAAACAGAAAAUGUAGAGCAGAGUCUGACGCUCUUCACGCUGCUUCACUACUCACCCCGAGUUCUGCCUGUUUUUAUAUUUAACCUGUUAGAGUUCAGCGGACAGUUUAAAGUAGGCAGGCCUAGUAGUCUAUGAGUGCAAGUGCCUUCUAAUAAAAUGGUAUCUAAUUAACCGUA